Molecule: messenger RNA, 8453 nt
Organism: Dunckerocampus dactyliophorus (ringed pipefish)
Lineage: Eukaryota; Metazoa; Chordata; Actinopteri; Syngnathiformes; Syngnathidae
Gene: clec16a
Product: C-type lectin domain containing 16A
Exons: 23
Coding region: 146-3487 (1113 amino acids)
Biological process (GO): regulation of autophagosome maturation; endosome to lysosome transport; endosomal transport
Cellular component (GO): late endosome; endolysosome membrane
Source: RefSeq, a predicted model, not a curated record
UUCAUUCCCUCCUGUCGCAGCCUAUCGCCGUCUGUGUGCUAAGUAGCUACCCACCAAAAGUGGGUGAAAUGGACAGAUGCAGACGCCACUAACAUCAGCGAAAUAAUAGACCCGUCAAAGCAUCAGCACCCUUGCAACCACAGCCAUGUUUGGCAGGUCACGGAGUUGGGUUGGAGGACAGGGGAAAUCGAAAAAUAUCCAUUCCUUGGACCAUUUAAAGUACAUGUACCAUGUCUUGACCAAAAACACCACAGUGACAGACCACAACCGCAACCUCCUGGUGGAGACUAUCCGCUCCAUCACAGAGAUCCUCAUCUGGGGGGACCAGAAUGACAGCUCUGUGUUUGACUUCUUCCUGGAGAAGAACAUGUUUGCCUUCUUCCUGAACAUCCUGCGACAGAAGUCCGGCCGCUAUGUGUGUGUUCAGCUUCUUCAGACCCUGAAUAUACUCUUUGAGAACAUCAGCCAUGAGACGUCUCUGUAUUACCUUUUAUCAAACAACCAUGUGAACUCCAUCAUCGUCCACAAGUUUGAUUUUUCAGAUGAGGAGAUCAUGGCCUACUACAUCUCCUUCCUCAAGACGCUGUCACUCAAGCUCAACAAUCACACCGUGCAUUUCUUCUACAACGAGCACACUAAUGACUUUGCCCUGUACACUGAGGCCAUUAAGUUCUUCAACCACCCUGAAAGCAUGGUCCGCAUCGCAGUCCGCACCAUCACGCUCAACGUCUACAAAGUGGACAACCAGCACAUGCUGCACUACAUCCGAGAUAAGACAGCAGUGCCAUAUUUCAGCAACCUGGUCUGGUUCAUCGGCAGCCAUGUCAUUGAACUGGACAAGUGCGUGCAGACAGACGAAGAGCACAAGAACCGAGGCAAGUUAAGUGACUUGGUAGCCGAGCACCUUGACCACCUUCACUACCUGAACGACAUCCUCAUCAUCAACUGUGAAUUCCUCAAUGACGUUUUGACUGACCACCUCCUAAACCGCCUCUUCUUACCUCUUUAUGUGUACUCGUUGGUUAGCCAUGAAACACCUGAAGAGCGAAAGAUCAACCCUCAGGUGUCCCUCUACCUGCUCUCUCAAGUGUUUCUGAUCAUCCACUAUCAGCCCCUAGUCAACGCCCUGGCCGACGUAAUCCUUAACGGAGACCUGUCCGUCUUCAUCCCGCAGGCGGACCUUCAUAGCACACACAAGAACACGGCCAGUUCAGGAGGGGUGCGUCGCUUCACCAAGCCACCAGAGUCCUUGGAGCGCUCGCUGGAGCUUUCCCGCCACCGUGGUCGCAAAAGGACCCAAAAGAGGCCAAACUACAAGAAUCUGGGCGAGGAGGACGAUGAUGGUGGUGCUGGGGGAGGCGGCGGCGGCAGUCGAGAAGGUGGAGAGGAGGGCUGGGACGAUAACAGCAAAGGAGGAGAGGGAGGCCGAGACAGGGAGAAGGGAAAAGGUACAGAGCUUGUAGGAGCAGGUGGGAGUUCUAAGGGAAGCAGAGCGAGUGGGGAUGCGGCGGAAGAGAUCGAGAUGGUGGUGAUGGAGACGUGUAAGGUGACGGAGCUGACCGAACAGAACAUAACGGAUGAAGAGAAGACCGCAGCAGCCACCCGCUCGCACACACACAGAAGCAGGCCGUUCUUAGACAUGGUGUACAGCGCCCUGGACUGCACCGAUGAUGACUACCAUGCCCUGUUUGUCCUCUGCCUGCUCUAUGCGGUUUCACAUAGCAAAGGUAUAAACUGUGAUCUACUAGAGAGGCUGCAGCUGCCGGUCCCCGAUCAGGAACGAAGCUCCUACAGUUUGGUGCUUGCAGAGAGGCUGAUCAGAGUAAUGAGCCAGGCAGCACAGCCUGAUGGUAGGGUCCGCCUUGCUACCCUGGAGCUUAGCUGCCUUUUAUUAAAACAGGCUGUGUUGUCUGGAAGUCAGUGUAUAAUCAAAGACGUUCAUCUGGCCUGCCUGGAGGGGGCAAGGGAAGAAAGUCUGCAUUUACUGCGGCGAUUCUACAAGGGUGAGGAGAUCUUUCUGGACAUGUUUGAAGAUGAAUACAGGAGCAUGACGAGUAAACCGCUGAAUGUGGAGUAUUUAAUGAUGGAUGCCUCCAUACUGCUGCCACCCACCGGCACACCUCUGACUGGCAUUGACUUUGUCAAGAGGCUACCUUGUGGCGAUGUGGAGAAGACGCGCCGGGCCAUACGUGUGUUCUUCAUGCUGCGAUCGCUAUCACUGCAGCUUCAAGGAGAACCAGAGACGCAGCUGCCUCUGACCAGACCUGAGGAUCUUAUUAAGACUGAUGACGUCUUAGACCUCAAUAACAGCGACCUAAUAGCGUGUAUGGUGGUCAGCAAAGAUGGCGGCCAGGCUCAAAGGUUCCUUGCUGUCGACGUCUACCAGAUGAGUUUGGUUGAACCGGAAACCAAACGCCUUGGAUGGGGUGUUGUCAAGUUUGCUGGCCUCUUGCAGGACAUGCAGGUGUCUGGCGUUGAAGAUGACAGCAGAGCUUUAAACAUCGUCAUACAUAAGCCCAGCUCCAACCCUCACGCCAAGCCGCUGCCGAUCCUGCAGGCCAACUUCAUCUUUGCAGACCACAUCCGCUGCAUUAUCGCCAAGCAGAGACUGGCCAAAGGUCGCAUCCAAGCCAGACGCAUGAAAAUGCAGAGGAUUGCAGCUCUGCUGGACCUGCCUGUUCAGCCAAGUACGACGGAGGUGCUGGGUUUCGGUCAGACAGCCAAUGCCUCCCCCAGCGGCCUCCCUUUCCGCUUUUAUGAGCAGUCGAGACGAGCCCCCAGUGACCCCACGGCCAGCAGAGCUGUCUUUGCCUCAGUUGAUAAAGUCCCAGGCUUUGCGGUAGCACAUUGUGUGUCGCAACACAGUCCCUCCCCCCUGUCCUCCCCGUCUACUCCCUCCAGUGGAAGUGGGAGCACAGGAAGGUGCGACUCUGUUACCGCCAGCUCCAUUUCAGCUCAGAGCCCCACAGAUGAUGGCACAUUCUUGGAGCACACCCCUCUCGCUUCAUCAUGUGGAGAAGUGGCGGAGGGAGGUGUAGAGGAAGUAACCUCCGCUCCUUCCACCCAAAGCUCAGCGCCGGCCCUGGCUCCGAGCCUCACCCCGGCCUCCCAACCCACCAUCUCCCUCCUCACGGACAGCAACGCAGACACCCUGAGCGUAGAGUCGCUAACACUGCUACCCCCUGCAGACUCUCCACACCUCCACCCCUGUGCCAGUCACCUCCCCGCCACGCUCUCCUUCCUCCAGAGACUAGACGAGGAGAGCGAUGGAGAGCAAAGAGAUGAGGAAGGCUCUCCAGUGGAGGAUGCAACAGUCAAAGAGGAAACAGCGGAGUUUGUGACACCGACUGAUGAAGGACCAGAGGAUGCGCAGGGCGGAGAUGAGCCAGAGUCUGUGGAGAGAAACUCACCUCAAAGGGAAGCUGUAGAUGACACAGAAGAUGUAGAGAAACACACAGACUCACCAGAUUCCCCUGAACUGGACUGACAACACACAUCCCCAACCUCACACUCCCCACCCAGCUUGGCUGCAGGGUGUUUCCAUGCUACAGGGUGUGUGUGACGCCUCUAAAGGCCCCUUUUAGGUGUGUGUGUUUGCACACAAAGAACAAUAGGAGACAUUACACACCGUGAUGGAACUCAAGGAAGUCUCAAAGCACAUUUGGGUUCAUCUGUCACACAUACAGGAACGUUUUUAGCACUCCUCGGAUCGGCAAACCAGCAGCAUUUUUUUAUUGAGUGAGUCACACUGCAGAUGUGAUGUUUUAAAAGAUCUCUAUUUUUUAUGUCUUAAGUUCACAUUGCCACUUGUGCUGUAAGUCACUACGAUGCUAAAAACACUCAAACACACACACACACACACACACACACACACACACACUCGCCCAUACUGUCAGCUGCACAAGACUUUGUAUGCACUAGUUAUGUGUGUGCAGGCUCAAAAGAUUUGGUUUUUGAGGAGGAUGUGUGAUACAUCAUAUGUGGAUAUAGGGAAUCCUGCAGUAGGGAGCCCUGUUCUUCUGCUUUAAAAUUGCUUUGCUGAUACAAGUAUGCUUCAAAUACGUAUUCCCUUGUGUGAACAUCAUCACAAGAUCAAAUCAUUAGAGUGGCCUGUAAACGUGACCUUUUGAGGCGUUUACAGACAGUUGCCUGAGUGUAUUAUGACUCAGUAGUUAAAAGUAAUCAAACAUCUUUAGUUUUUCUUUUUUCUUGCAGUUGCUUCCUUCUCACAUGCGUUGUUUGGAAGCCUGCAGGGAUAAGAUCAAGUAGCAGCAGUGUGAUCAGUGUCGUGCGAAAGAGCACGCAUGGAGCGCAUACUACAGUAGAAGAUUGUUAGUCAUUCACGUUGCCCAAUCUUUCCAGCCGGGUGGAGUUGAAUUUUAAGCUCACUACACCAACCCAAAUUCGGUUGGAAAUACACUGAGAGGAUGAGACCUGAUCACAGCAGGUGUCAUCCUCUCCACUAUUUAACAAAAUACCGUGGAACCUUGGUCAGUGUCCAGAAGGUCCGACUCUAACCAAAGCGUACUCUAACCCAAUCAAUUUUUUCUAAACAUGCAUAAAACAAUUCUAAAUGAAUAUAAAUGAUGAAUGAAAGGGCUGAAUUAACAUUUAAGGUUACUUUUAUCGUCGUUGAAGACGUGAUUGACACAAUCAAAGCGGACACCACCUUCCUGUUUUGCAAUGAGUUAUUUCUUGAAUUCAUUAGUGUUUCUCAACUCAAGUCCCUGCUUUUCCUUUGAGCCCGGCUGCAAAAUAACCCAAAAUGGAGCCAAAGGAAGUUGCAAAUGCAGGCAUUUUGAUUAAAAAAAAAAAAAAAAAGAAGAAGAAACACUAUUAAAUUAAAGUAAUAACUCUAGAGGUAAAACAUUUAUUUGACAAAUCGAAUCAGUCGACAACUAUUUUGGUAUACGAUUAAUGUUUUGAUGUAAAAAUGUAAAUUACCUCUGAUUUCAGCCUCUCAAAUGUGAAUAUUUUUCAAUUUGCCUAGUCAUCCAUGAAAGCAGACCUAUUCUUUUUUAUGUUGCAUACUAAACUACUGUUCAUGUUGAGUUGGUCCAUCUAGGGCCUAAUGGAUUACUCAAUUAUUCAAAACAAGCUUCAGAUAAGCGACUAAGAAAAUAAUCGUGCCCAAAAUAACUCAUGGCAAAACAGGAAGGUGGUUGAUCGUGCCGCUACAUCGUGUCUUUGGCAACAAUCACGUCUUCAGGGAAGGUAAAAGUAACCUUAAAUGUUGAUUUAUCCCUUUCAUUCCUCAUUCAUAUGCAUUUAGAAUUGUUUUAUGCAUUUAAAACUAUAAAAAUGUGUGCUGUGCUCACAUACAUGUGUUAUCAUGAGUCAACCGCUGAUGACGAUAGAUGGCUGACAGAGAUGACUUCUGCUUCCUGUUUGCAUGCAUUAGCAAGCUGCUAACAGAGGCGUUUCGUGGUAAAAAUACAUAAAGAACACGGUUGGACUCAUGCAGCAUAUUCAUAACACAACAUAUUGUGUGCUAACCGAAAAAUGGACGCAAAUCGAGGCAAAAUAUUGGCGUACAUUUUGUCCGCUAAACCGGGGUUCCGCUGUAGCUUGUGUCUUUUCCGUCAAGCUUUUCCACUGCAAUAAACGGAAGUGCUAACUAACCAGGUCAGAUAUGAAUGUAACGCACAACUUCUCGCUCACGAUCGCAGCGUUCGCUCCAUUAACUCCAUCGAUACGAAUGCCAUCUUUACGAUUACGACUUUCUUUGUAAAAGCAGAACCAACCCGUGCCAUCAUCAGCCACCUGAUACUCCACCUAGUUAGGUAACUGAGACAUUUAAAGCAAUACUCUCUUUACCCCACCGUACCCAUUUCGCUGCUGUAAAUAACUCCAGAAUGAUAGCGAGGAUACGCUUCAGUGCACCAGGCAGAAGGAGCAUUGGUGGGGUAGGACUAGACGGGUCUGGAGGCACGUUUAGAUGUCUCUACUUACAAAUGUCCAUGGCGAGCUGCUGUCAUUUAGUCUCUGAUUGUAGUGUGUGUGUGCGUGCGAUGUAAAUGCUUCUGGCUUUUAAACAUGUAAGUAUUGUUAAUGACUUUGAAACAGAGAAAUAGAUAAAGAGCCGCAAUAAAUUAUUCUACCUAACAACACAGAGACCGUUUGUGUAUGUAAUGAUGGAUUCAUGUCAGUCAAUGGACAUGGUGGCAUUUUGUAACGUUUCUUUUAUUGUAUUGCACUUCCUGUAUUCGAGGAAGUCGGUGUGUGCACGUGCGAAGGUGUUCCUGGUACACCGGUGACACAUUAUGUACGGACACAUCUGCGUGUGUGUGCGUGUCUAUAUCAGUGCUGAUGGUGACACCAUGAGAUUCCAAACUGUUAAGGUCACAGAUUAAUAAAAAAAAUCUCAAAUUACGUAACGUAACAUAGUUUUUCCUCAUGUAUCACUCAUUUUGAGAUAACACAAGAUAAUUGACCAAACUUUUGGCUGAAAAUACCCUUUAAAGGCUUGAUGUCAUCAUCUUACUGAGCAUCAAAUGAUUAACUUUGUGUGUGUGUGUGUGUGUGUGUGUGUGUGUGUGUGCGCCACUUUUUCUUUGGCUUUUUUGUGGGGGUUUUUCACUUACUCAAAAGGAUGCGUUAUACACGGGAAGGUACAUGAAAUCAAAGCAGUAAUACUGCGUUCUGGACUACCUGGAAGUCGUACAUAUCCAAAGUACUACUGGGAAAAGUGCAUUGGAACGCUGCUUAAAAGUUGCAAGUAAAUAUCCCACUUGGGGAUUCUGAAGUCUGAGCUCAAAGCCUUCCAGUUGAAAGUAACCCAAAGGAAAGUUGGCUGACCGUCUCAAUAAGCGUGCAUUAAAGUUGAUUUGCCAAAUGAAAUAUAAUUUAAAAGAAUACAUAAAAUAAUAAAUGUAAAUAAUAAAAUACAAUUUUUUAAAAGCUGAUUUAGUGAAAAGUAGUCCCCCAGAGAAGAGCAUGUGUUAAAAUGCGACAUUUAGUUAUAACCAAUAAAUCCAGAUACAUUUAGUGUAUCUGAUCUGGAACCGAUUAAGCGUGAUAAACGAGGGAUGGCUGUACUUGAUAGAAGGAUUCAUCACAACCAGUUGGCAGUGGAAAUUAGCGUGAAGAUGUACGUAGUUUGUAUGAUGGGGACAGUUUGAUCCUGGUAUGGAUGAUUUCUGUUUCCAUGAUUUCCUUAUUACCUGGGAGGUUCGUCUUAAACUGUAAAUUGUUUGGCAGCCAAGAUCUCGCCUUACACCUUUUACUUUCAUUUUGAUGUUUCAAAGAGGUUUCUCUUUUGGAUAGGGACUACGGCCCUCUGCUCUUUCCCAUUUUUGGCAAAUGAUUUGACCUCAAUGAUGUUUUCUUUCCCGUCCAUCCUGGACAUUCCACUUACUGGACAUUGCGGGAGAAUAAAUGGUGACUAAUAAGGGUCUUCGGUGAAUCAGCUUCUGAGUUCCUUUGUGAGUUUACAGAGAAUCCGGGAGUCAGAGACCAAUCAUAAACUUUGACUAAGAAAGGCCAAAGAUUCUGGAAAUAGUGAAUGCCCGGCUUUCAAGUUUCAAGUUGAAUGCUGCCAACGCACAGAAUGUCUUGUCUUAUCUUGUUUCACCACAACCUUCGGAAAGACCUUCUCUGAUACGUCCUUCAAGAUGUCCUUCUCAGUCUAUCUGAGACAAAAGCAUUUGAUAGGCUACGCAUUUGUACUGUCGUCAAUACACGUCCAAGAUGUCCUUCUCAGUCUAAGACAAAAACAUUUGAUAGGCUACGCAUUUGUGCUGUUGUCAAUACUUAACUCUCAGCCUGUGACACUGUUCAACACUAGUUACUGAUCACAUGUUAACCUUCAGGAGAGCCCAGGGACAUUGUGUGCUUUUCACUGUUUUUUUUUUACUUUCAAGCCAUUUUGAACAAGCUGCAAGCUACACAAAACUGACACACUUGUUCCUAAUGAAAAAAAUGUCCUUUUCAAAAUAACUUUGGAUCCAGUAUUCAUCUUAACAUAAACUCAAGCAAUCUUUUCUGUUAAUAUUUUCACCCUCAUUUUUCAUAUUUGUUCACUAGAUACUGUUGUGCUGUGUUUUCCCAUUCAAAGCAUGCAGCAAAAUGUCUCACCUUGCACCUUCUUCUGCAAAGGUUUUUCUGCCCGCCUUGCUAGAGAAAUGAUAGGCGUGUGUCGCUAUUGAAAAAUGCGUGUUUUGGAGUAUAUUUCAGGCUGAAGUACUUUUAAAAGAUUGACUCGUUUAAAGCGGAAACAUUCUUGGUAUUUAUGGACAAAUAAGGAGCCAGACAUAUUUUUGUAAUAAGUUGAAUUCCAAGUUAUUAAACAGUGGAACCUCCAAAGUCGAAUAUCCCAAAUGUUCCGACUAGGGCUGCAAAUAACAAUUAUUUUCUUAGUCGAUUAAUCUAAAGCUUGUUGUUUUGAUUAAUGUAGUAAUCGGUUAGGCCCUUGACGGACCAAAUCAAUAUCAACCAAAGACAAACAGUCUACA